UAAUAUAUCAGGCCUUAACAUACUUCCAAGCAUAAACCAUAAAAACAAAACCCUUUCAAGCAAAAUAAACUAAGUUAUGAGACAAACGUGUAUUGUUUAAGAAGGUACCAAACAUCAGCACAUAUAACAGAAAACCAAUUUUGCAGAAAAUAUUUCAACAAAAAAGACAGCAACAUAAUCCUACACUCUACCUCAUACCGCCUUUUUCAUAUACAAAAUAAAUAUAUAUAACCAACUAUUUGUCUGCAAUUUUAAUACAAAACCAACAGAUUAAAUCGCAUUUUCGACCUACCCCUUUUGAUCAGCAAAAUAAUACCCUGAUUGCAAAAUGGACCAUACUAGUCCUAAGGGAGAAGAUAAGAGUGUACAUUUGCCAAUAUCUGAGCUGAAGAGGCUUAGUGAUGCAUAUAGUCAGAGCGCGACAAUGUUUGAACCUGUGAGCAACAGUAGAGAAGGCAGUGCUGAGACCCCUACAGGAAAUCAACCAGCAAGGCCAUCAGUUCCUGCCCCUGAGAAAAAGCUGACACUUUUCGCCCUUCGCCUUGCUAUUCUUGAGAAGGCAGCUACAGGGUUAGGGACCCUAGGCUUUAUUUGGGCAACUGUUGUUCUUCUUGGCGGGUUUGCCAUAACUUUAGAUAAGUCAGAUUUUUGGAUCAUAACAAUUAUACUGCUGACUGAAGGAACAAGGAUUUACAGCAGGAGCCAUGAACUUGAGUGGCAGAGACAAUCCACAUGGUCGUUUACAGGUGCUGGGAUCAACAGUUUCCGUUUUCUGAAACUGGGAUCGAACAAAGUCUGGAGCACGGUUAAAUCAGUCUUCAGACCUCGGAAUCAGAAUGGUAGACAGAUAACUGACUGCAGAGAAGAUAGACAGCGGAAAUGGGAUAAACAACGUCAGCCAACUCGAAGAUGGGCUAGUUCUGAUGUACCUGUAUUACCUUAUGCUUCCUGGCUUUUUCUGUCAAGGAACAUCAGCAAGAUUCUUCAAUUUCUCCAGAUUGUAGCCGCGGUUGCAUGUGUAGCUCUUUCGUUGAUGAAGGUCAUCUGGCGUAACUUUGGAGAGGUGGCUAAGGAUGAUACAGAUAAGAAAAACAGAAAAGAUGCUCUGCUGAUAUUCUACGGAUUGGCCUUAGCUGAAGCUGCAUUGUUUCUGCUUGAAAAGAUUUACUGGGAAAUAAAGGUAACGUGCUGUAAAGUAUUGGAGCGGGUCAAUGAAGAGUGCGAGUUUGGACCUUCCGGUAUGAUUUCAGUCACGCGAUUCUUCUAUGAUGCCUAUUCUAGAUGUGUGGAUGGAAGCGUAUUUGAUGGGUUGAAGAUGGAUAUGGUUUCUUUUUCUAUGGAACUUUUAGCUUCAAAUUCACCAGAAGAGCAGCUUAUGGGAGCCCGGGUUCUUAGAAGCUUUGCAAUGAAUCCGCGGUUUUCUGAUGACACUCUGCAGAAAAUAGGAAUUACUUUCACAGCAGUUGAAAGAUUAGUAGAGAUGUUAAACUGGAAGGAUCCACAAGAAGAGGAGAUCAGGAAAUCAGCUGCAGAAAUCCUGUCAAAACUAGCAGGAAAAAAACAGAAUUCCCUUAGAGUUGCAGGAAUUCCUGGUGCUUUGGAAUCAAUUUCAUCCCUUCUGUAUGUUAGCAAGACUUCAAGUUCAGAAAUCGACGAAGUCUGUGAGAAAAGUCUUAUUCCUGAUCAUGAGCAUUAUAGUUUCUGGACAUUCAAUCAUCUAGGACUACUGAUUCUCAAGAAGCUUGCUCGAGACCAUGACAACUGUGGGAAAAUAGGGAAUACAAGAGGCCUUUUACCAAAAAUCAUAGACUUCACACAUGCUAAAGAGAGGUUGUUGAAAGAUGAUAAUAUCGCGGCAUCUCAAAUUCAGACAGUGAAAAGGUCCCUGCAAGUAAUAAAAAUGCUAGCUAGCACAACAGGAAGCACAGGGAAACAGCUUCGGAAAGAGAUAUCAGAGAUAGUCUUCACAUUUUGCAACAUCAGGGACAUUUUAAGGCACGGGGAGAAAUAUCCUGAUCUGCAAAAGCUCGGGAUUGAAAUACUGACAAGCCUAGCAAUGGAAGACGAUGCAACAGAGAGGAUCGGAGCCACAGGUGGGAUUAUUAAGGAGUUGUUGAAUAUUUUCUUCAAAAGUGGGAUGCCAAUAGGUCAGGUACAUGUUAGAACUGCAGCUGGUGAAGCACUAGUCAUGCUUGCUUUCGAGAGCAAGCAGAACUGCAACUGUAUCUUGAAAUUAGGCGCACUGGAGAAGCUCAUGAAAGCACUAGAAAUCCCCUUAGUUCGUUUAAAUGCAGCAAGGAUUUUAAGAAAUCUGUGCACCUAUAGUGUGGAUGAUUGCUUCCAGGAGUUAAGGGGAGUUUCUGCAGCAGUACCCUCAGUUCUUAAGGGCAUCAUGUCCGAAGAUGACAAGCUACGUGAAGUAAUGGUUGGAUUAGCAGCACGAGCAUUCAAGUUCAUGACAUACUCCGAAUCAAGCAUCAUGUUUGAGCAAGCAGGAAUCAAAGAAAAUGAAAUAGCAAAUGUACUAGUACAUAUUCUGAAGAAACACACAUACCCACCUGCCAGAUUUCCUAGGAUACGCAGGUUUACCAUAGAACUUGCAAUCUGGAUGAUGCGAGACAAGGAAUCAAACAUUCGAGUUUUCAAGAAUCUAGGACUCGAAACAGAGCUGGAAAAUGUUCUAGAUACAACCUCAGAGCUCGAGAGCUUCAACAUAUUUUCAGGAACAGUAGGAUUAAGCAGAUUCAACACAUCAAUACACUCAUUGGUUGAAACUGCACAAAACUUGCUGUCAAGUGAAUGAAUAUAGGAGAUUCACAUUAUUUAUUUAUUUUAUUUUUUUCAAUUUUUAACACCUAUUUCUGCAUUAUUAUUUCUUCUAGAUGCUCAAAAAUGUGCAACUUUUGGGUUUAGUAUACAUAUACAUUUUUUCCUUUUACUGAGGAUUAAUAAAUGAAAUUGUAUAGAGUAUAAUUCGUUUACCAAGUAUUUUUAUAUACACCCACCAUAUAAUUUUCAGUGUGCAAAUUUAUGGGCAAAUUAUUACAUGAUCCCCAGGCCAGAGCAUAUAGCUUUGGACCUAAAUCUUUUGAUAUAAGUAUUUAAGAAAGUUCUAACCAUAUUUGUGAAACGAAGGGAGU
Molecule: messenger RNA, 3140 nt
Organism: Chenopodium quinoa (quinoa)
Lineage: Eukaryota; Viridiplantae; Streptophyta; Magnoliopsida; Caryophyllales; Amaranthaceae
Exons: 2
Coding region: 329-2803 (824 amino acids)
Molecular function (GO): protein binding
Source: RefSeq, a predicted model, not a curated record